Molecule: messenger RNA, 171 nt
Organism: Tetrahymena thermophila SB210
Lineage: Eukaryota; Ciliophora; Oligohymenophorea; Hymenostomatida; Tetrahymenidae
Product: transmembrane protein, putative
Exons: 2
Coding region: 1-171 (56 amino acids)
Source: RefSeq, a predicted model, not a curated record
AUGAUGCCAGCAAGACCUGUCAAUAGAGAAUCAAAAACAGGAGCAAAGUGUUUCGAUGAAAAGCUAAUUAUUAUCUGCAUCUCUUUCAAUUGUAAUUUAGCUUUUUUCUCCAUAAAAAGCUUCCACUUCUACAUUAAUAGAAGCAUUACAAAAUAUAGACUUGCAAACUGA